Messenger RNA from Ixodes scapularis (black-legged tick), 3214 nucleotides. RefSeq names its product glutamate receptor ionotropic, kainate 2. The transcript is spliced from 15 exons. Gene Ontology annotation, cellular component: postsynaptic membrane; plasma membrane. Gene Ontology annotation, molecular function: glutamate-gated receptor activity; transmitter-gated monoatomic ion channel activity involved in regulation of postsynaptic membrane potential. Lineage: Eukaryota; Metazoa; Arthropoda; Arachnida; Ixodida; Ixodidae. Gene Ontology annotation, biological process: modulation of chemical synaptic transmission; synaptic transmission, glutamatergic; monoatomic ion transport. Bases 264 to 2990 code for a protein of 908 amino acids. The record is from RefSeq and is a predicted model, not a curated record.
CAUGCCGUCGGGAAGCUACAGACAGAGUUCGGCCGAAGAAGCGGAAAGACUCGGAGUCGCGUUAGGCCCACUUCCGUUCUGAAAACGGCAGAGCACUUCUCCUGGAAAUCAGCAAAAACUACACCUCGAACCUUUUUGUCCUUGGCCGUAAUGCCCGAAAAAUGAGCUUCGAGUUCAUGAUUUCAUGACUGCCGUGUCGCAGUAGGCUGUCUUGGAGCUGCAUCGGUGAUUAUGUUUUGAGUUCCCAUUGACGAGGAUAUAAUAUGGCAUCGCGGCUGACUCGUUUGACGCCAGAAACUUUGCACUGGUGUUUUGGAGGUGUGACCUUCUGGAUGGCCCUGGUGGUUUCUGGAUUACCCGACGUUGUUCGUGUAGGUGGAAUAUUUGAGAGCGGCAGUCAGAAGGCCCAGCUCAGUUUUCGUUACGCAAUCGACCAAAUCAACAAAGACAUCAGCAUCCUGCCAAGGACAGAACUGAUGCCCAUCAUCCACGAAGUGAAACAAAAGGACAGUUUCACAGCUUCCAAAGCCCUCUGCACAUUCUUUAAGCAGAGAGUUAGUGCCAUCAUAGGACCCACAUCGGAAGCUGUGACGUCAUUCACCAAGUCAGCUUGUACCAACCUGAAUGUGCCGCAUCUGCAAACGUCGUGGGAACCCAAGUCCAACAGGAAUCCUUAUACCCUGAACCUAUUCCCGGACCCAGAGGUGUUCGGGAAAGCCUACCUUGACCUAAUCAUCAACAAGAAAUGGAAAAGCUUCACCGUGCUUUACGAACACCAAGACAGUUUAAUACUGCUCAAGGACGUUAUAAACAGCUCCCUUGCACAAAACCACAGCGUCUCUUUGGUUCAAGUCAACCCAAAACUUUCGUUUAAAAAGAUGCUCAAAGAUAUUGGCUACCAGAAACAAUUCAACAUUAUACUGGAUGUCAAAACAGAGUCUCUACCUUUGUUGUUUCGACAGGCCAUGGAGGUCAACAUGAUGACAUAUUAUCAUAACUACAUAAUCACCUCACUGGACCUCCACACUCUGGACCUUCGCGAGUUUGUUGGCUUGCAAGCGAACAUCACAGCAUUUCGUCUCGUCGACCCAUCGCGUCCGGAAGUUAUGAACGUUCUGCGCGACAUUAAAAUUGGCAGCGCCCUGUGGAGAUAUGGAGCCGACAAUCACACCAGUCCUGCGCACAUUGAUACAGACACGGCACUGACGUUUGACGCCGUAGCUCUUUUGGCAAACGGACUCCACAACGCUGAUCGAGUGCUGCAGACACUCGAUCUACAGUCGCUGAACUGUGAGCACCCGAAGCCCUGGAGACACGGAUCCUCUCUCCUCGAUGCAAUGAAAAUGAUUACGAUUCGUGGACUUACCGGAGACGUGCGUUUGGAAGAAAAAGGUGUCCGGGAAGAAUUCACCCUCGACGUCCUUGAACUAAAGGCAAGGGGCCUAAAACAAGUUGCCACGUGGCACCCAAGGACGGGACUUUCGUAUUUUGCGAACUACACACUUAUCUCUGAGAAAGAAUUCACGGACGAACUUGAAGGGUUUACUCUCAAGGUUACCACGGUUGAGACGAAGCCUUACACCAUGGUUUACCCGGAUAGCGAAAACAAGACUGGGAAUGAUCGGUUUUAUGGUUAUGCUAUUGAUCUGAUUGCAAUGCUGGCAAAGGAAAUCGGCUUCAAGCACGAGUUUUAUCUUACGGAAGAUGGCAAGUACGGGUCACCGCAGCCAAACAAAGAAUGGAACGGCAUGAUUAAGGAACUUCUUGACAGAAAAGCUGAUGCUGCCAUCGUGGACCUGACCAUAACUUACGAGAGGGAGUCAGCGGUUGACUUCACCAUCCCCUUCAUGAACACGGGAAUAAGCAUCCUUUUUAAGAAGGCCGAAAAGAGCGAUCCGUCUCUCUUCUCGUUUCUGUACCCAUUUUCCGUUGACGUCUGGCUUUACAUGCUCACAGCCUACCUCGGGGUGUCUCUACUCAUGUUUAUCAUGGGAAGGUUUACCCCCUACGAGUGGGUUUCACCACACCCUUGCGUCCCUGAGGAAGGAGAUCUUCAGAACCAGUUCAACCUUCCAAACAGCUUCUGGUUCACGACGGGGGCUAUUAUGCAGCAGGGGUCCGAGAUCGCCCCCAUAGCAAUAUCCACAAGGAUUGCGUCCAGCAUGUGGUGGUUCUUUUCCCUCAUCAUGAUAUCUUCGUACACUGCCAACCUAGCCGCCUUCUUGACUGCUCAACGGAUGACGGCGCCCAUCGAGAAUGCCAACGACCUGGCCAAGCAGACCAAAAUCGUCUACGGUUGUAAAGAAGAAGGCUCCACAUGUCUCUUCUUUAAGAAUUCUGACGACCCGCUGAUGAAACGAAUGUGGACCACUAUGCUUGCGGCGAGGCCCAAGGCGUUCGCUGAUUCCAACGAGAAAGCAGUCGAGCGAGUUAAGAAGGGAAACUAUGCGUUCCUAAUGGAGUCAUCGUCAAUAGAGUACGUCGUGGAACGAGACUGCAACCUCACACAGAUCGGCGGCCUUCUGGACAGCAAGGGCUAUGGCAUCGCCACUCCGCCAGGUUCGCCAGUGCGAUCGGUGCUGUCCUCGGCAAUCAUCAAGCUUCAAGAACGGGGAGAACUUGAGAUUCUGAAACGCCGCUGGUGGAAGGUGAAGGGCGGCGAAGCGUGUCCCGUGGAGUCGGCGGCCUCGUCGACCAGCGAGAUGGGUCUCUCAAACGUUGGCGGUGUCUUCCUAGCUCUCAUCUUCGGCUGUGCCGGAGCCCUUGCAACGGUCACCUUUGAAUUCUUGUGGAAGGUGAAGAAGAUACCCUACGGCGAAAGGGACUAUAUUUGGAUCGAGUUGUGGAAGGAGCUCAAGCUGGUACUCUCCUGCAAGGGUUCUAAAGAGAACCCUCAGAAGACUCCCGACGACUCAAUGUCGAAUAGUGUGGGGCUUAGCUCUCUGCAUCACAUAAAUUACAGCAUGACUAGCAUCAAGCCACCCCGCUAGCCGCCCGAAGGUGAAGGCGUAUACGACCCAAAUUAUAUAUAUAUAUAUUUCUUUCAUCGUUGAGACUAGGAUUCUGCAAAACACAGGAGCGGUACUUGUUGGACAUCAAAUAAAUACUUCUUAUGAAGCCGGUGUUAUUACAUGCUUCUCAGAUUUGUAGUUUUCUUCUAAUAUUUAAUUCUUAAAUUAUUUUCUAUUUUUAAAAUGCAUGAUUCCUAAAGAAA